AUAACUUCUCAUCUUCAUCUUCAUAUUCUUCAUUUUCAAAUAUCUUUCUUACCCUUGUUCCCCAUUACUACUAGAGUUUAAUAUAAGAAAAGAGAAGAAGUUAGAGCUAUCCAAGCUGAGCUAAGCUAAGAUAUAUAGCCAGAGACAGAGAGACAAAAAUGGCCACUGAUAAGGUGGUUGAGACUGUGAUAGUAGGAAGUUAUGUAGAGAUGGAGACUGAAGGAAAGGCUAAAGAUGUCAAAACCAGGCUCUCCAAUUUCUUUUGGCAUGGUGGCUCUGUUUAUGAUGCUUGGUUUAGCUGUGCCUCAAACCAGGUGGCUCAAGUUCUGCUUACAUUGCCAUACUCAUUUUCCCAGCUGGGAAUGUUAUCAGGCAUACUAUUUCAACUCUUUUAUGGCUUAUUGGGAAGUUGGACAGCUUAUCUCAUCAGCAUACUCUAUGUUGAAUAUAGAACAAGAAAAGAGAGAGAGAAAGUUGAUUUCAGAAACCAUGUCAUACAGUGGUUUGAAGUUCUUGAUGGCCUUCUUGGGAAGCAUUGGAGGAACGUGGGUUUGGCAUUUAACUGUACCUUUCUUCUGUUUGGAUCUGUUAUUCAACUCAUAGCUUGUGCAAGUAACAUAUAUUACAUAAAUGAUAAUUUGGACAAGAGAACUUGGACAUACAUAUUCGGAGCUUGUUGUGCCACCACAGUUUUUAUUCCUUCAUUUCACAACUAUAGAAUCUGGUCAUUCUUAGGCUUGUUAAUGACCACGUACACUGCUUGGUACCUCACCAUAGCUUCCCUACUCCACGGCCAGAUUGAAGGAGUUAAGCACUCUGGUCCAACUAAGUUGGUGCUAUAUUUUACUGGGGCCACAAACAUUCUCUAUACAUUCGGGGGACAUGCCGUCACUGUGGAAAUUAUGCACGCCAUGUGGAAGCCUCAGAAGUUUAAAUCAAUUUACUUAGUGGCUACUCUGUAUGUGCUCACACUGACACUUCCAUCCGCAUCUGCAGUCUAUUGGGCAUUUGGAGACAUGCUUCUUAAUCACUCCAACGCUUUUGCCCUUCUCCCCAGAACCCCUUUCAGAGACAUGGCUGUCACUUUAAUGCUCAUCCACCAGUUUAUCACAUUUGGAUUUGCGUGCACACCACUCUACUUUGUGUGGGAGAAAGCAAUAGGAAUGCACGAGUGCAAGAGCCUGUGCAAGCGCGCGGCGGCGAGAUUGCCUGUGGUGAUUCCCAUCUGGUUCUUGGCCAUCAUCUUCCCUUUCUUCGGCCCCAUCAACUCAACCGUUGGAUCACUUCUCGUUAGCUUCACCGUCUACAUCAUCCCUGCUCUCGCUCACGCCUUCACAUUUCGAUCCCCUGCUUCUAGAGAGAACGCGGUGGAACAGCCGUCCAAAUAUUUUGGAGGAUGGGCAGGAGCGUACACGAUCAAUGCCUUCAUUGUUGGGUGGGUCCUAGUGGUUGGGUUUGGAUUCGGUGGGUGGGCGAGCAUGACAAACUUCAUACACCAGAUUGACACCUUCGGCCUCUUCACCAAGUGUUACCAGUGCCUUCCUCCACCCAAGGCUGGAGCCCCGCCGCUACUCAACUCCACCGUGGCGGCGCCACCACCUCACCACCACCCUCACCCUCACCGGCUUUGAUUUCCUCCGGAAAAUUCACACAUGACAUCUGCCAUGUCACCUCUACUCUCUCUCUCUCUUUCUCUCUGCUUGUUAGACCUUAGACAGACUCAUGUCAAAAAUGUUAUGGUAUUAAAUUCCAUAUGUCUUUGGCCAACAAACUACACAUUUUCUUUCCCUUUGUACUAGCUUAGGUUGUCUUCAUUUUUGUAAAAUGUAUCAAAUAUUAAACAAAACAAAAAAAAAAUGUACUCUUAGUUUUGUUGCUAAUGUCCAUUGUUUUAUUGUGAUUCA
This is a messenger RNA of Humulus lupulus (European hop), 1904 nucleotides long. RefSeq names its product auxin transporter-like protein 2. Lineage: Eukaryota; Viridiplantae; Streptophyta; Magnoliopsida; Rosales; Cannabaceae. The transcript has 8 exons. Gene Ontology annotation, cellular component: plasma membrane. The record is from RefSeq and is a predicted model, not a curated record. The coding region runs from base 159 to 1631 and encodes 490 amino acids.